AUGGACAAAAGAACACUCGGCGGAAAGAAAAAACUUGUUUUUGAGCCCAAGCUGCCCACAGCUCCGCUUGAAAUACAGGCGGCCCCGGAGACCAAAGAGAAGAAGAGCGAGGAGAGAAGAAAAGAGGUCAAAACAAGAGAAAGGCCGAGCCAGCACAGAAUGCCAGAUCAGCCCGCUACUCUGAUCGGGGGAACAAAAGAAGCGCCGUCUUUUGUGUUUAACCCGAAAAGCAUCGAGGAAAUAACAACAGAGGAUCUGAUGAAGGUAGAGAACUCGCCCAUUACAGUAGACAAGAUAGCAGAGAAGAUAAAAAGCAGAGAAGUGGAGAGCAUUUCCAUUAAGUCAUUUGCGAAUCAGAAGAUACUCCUGCAAAUCCCAAAAAUACUGGCAGAAGAAGGACAGAGAUACAUAAAAGGAAAAAUCAUAGUAAAAAACGAGGAAAUGCAUCUUUCGCUCGUAGGAAGACUCAUAGAGAAAGACGCCCCAAAAGAGUUUCUGUUUAGAAUAACGCCGGUAGAGACAGGAAUGCCUCAGGAAGCGUAUAAAAUCAACGAAGCAUCGGACUCUUUGUCGAGGAUAGGAGAGGUAAAAAACAAGUUCAUAGCAUCUAUUGUAAGAAACAGCUAG
Molecule: messenger RNA, 627 nt
Organism: Nematocida minor
Lineage: Eukaryota; Fungi; Microsporidia
Exons: 1
Coding region: 1-627 (208 amino acids)
Source: RefSeq, a predicted model, not a curated record